AUGUUUAUUAUUAAUUCAAUUGCGAUUACCAAUGAUCAAAAAUAUGUUAUUGGUGCGACUAUCGCAGGAAUGCUUUAUUUUUGGAAUUUUAAAAACAUUCUAUUAGAAAAUAGUAGUCGAACGCAGGAAAACUUCUUAUAAAUUUCCACUAUUUAAGGAAUCAAUAUAAUAAAUAAUAAUUAUUCAAGAAAGCCUUUAUUGUGCAAUUUCUAAUAAGUUGUAUUAAGUUUAAAUGCAAACUUUAAUCUCUUCAAAUCAAAUUAUAGACACAGAUUUAAGUGCUUCUUUCUUAAUUGUAAUUUUAACAUAUUUAAUCUAAAGUUAUCUUUCUAAAAAGAUAUUGA
Molecule: messenger RNA, 344 nt
Organism: Paramecium sonneborni
Lineage: Eukaryota; Ciliophora; Oligohymenophorea; Peniculida; Parameciidae
Source: the annotation of a GenBank genome assembly